UUGCAUAUCGGGCAAGGAUGCAUCGACUUUUUGCUGAGCUGGAGCCAUCUGUACGUCACUGAGCAAAACCUGGUGGACCGAGUUCGGUAUAUCUUGCGCUCAAAUAUAUUUGAUGACGCCGAACUCGAACGGUUACGACGUGAGGCUGUUCCCUCAUCGAAUGAAAAUGCAACGGCUGAGGAUGCAGUGCCACAAGUUGCAGAACAACCCGCACACGUGUAUACCUCCGUGAAUAACCCAGUGGUGGCUGAUAGAAAUGAUGAUGGAACAUUCGCCCAGGAACUAGAAAUACAGCAAAUGAGGAGUACAUUGGAAGAGGCGAUUAUGGAAACGCGCAGUAAGCCUCUUGAAAAUCGUCCGCGUAGCCCUAAGCAAGCGGAAUCGGGCUGUCGUGAGGGCUCUGAACCCAAUAAUGGUGACCUAUUAGGAAGCCAGCCGGGACCUUUACGAUACGGACUCAAUUCUUUUUGGCGCCGCGCUGGCAGUCUGCCGUAUCAUAGAUGCCAAGUUUUCUACGGCUGGACGUGCUACUGGCCAAAGUAG
This is a messenger RNA of Parnassius apollo (apollo), 543 nucleotides long. The record is from the annotation of a GenBank genome assembly. NCBI's taxonomy places the organism in Eukaryota, Metazoa, Arthropoda, Insecta, Lepidoptera, Papilionidae.